AUGGCCGACGAACCACGUCGCUCUGGUCGCGCGACCAAAGGCCAGCACAAGAACCUCGAGCUGCCCGACACGCCUGCGAAGAAAGGCAAGGGCAAGAGCCAGAAAGACAAAGGCAGCAAAGCCUCCGCCGAACCUACCCCCGGACCCAGCGAAGGCGAAGAAGAGGAAAUCAUCCGAUGCAUCUGUGGCGAAUACGAAGAGGAGGAAGACGUGGAGCGGGACAUGAUCUGCUGUGACAACUGUCUGGCAUGGCAACACAACGACUGCAUGGGCCUCACAUUCGCCAAGGGCUCCGAACCGGACAAAUACUUCUGCGAGCAAUGCAAACCCGAGAACCACAAGGCGCUGCUGGAGAAGAUCGCCAAGGGCGAGAAGCCCUGGGAACAGGUCGCCGAGCGUCGGCGACAGGAAGCCGAGGAGAAGAAGUCCAAGAAGAAGAAGGGCAAGAAGAGUAGCAGCCGCAAGAGCCAAGGCAAGGCCGACUCUGGAACUCCGGCUCGCGCUGGAACCUCUGCGACACCUGGCCCUGGCCAGUCUCCUCCCCCCGCUGCCUCCGCGUCGGCCGAGCCUGAGAAAAAUGGCCACGAGUCGCGCCGGUCGAGCACGAACAAACGCAAGCUUGAUGAACAGGCAGAGACGGACGGCCCGCAGGUGAAGCAGCAGCGAGUUUCUCCGCACACCACGGCGGCAGCUCCAAAGGUCAAGACAGAACCUUCAACAACAUAUGCCUCUGCCGCAGUUGGAACCGUGGAAGAGCUGGUGAUCCCAGCUCGUAAGAGUGCGGCCACUGCUCUCAUCAAGCUAUUUGUAGAGCAGGUCACUGCGGCACAGAAGAAGGGCUCUUACUCAUUGCCCGGUGGCCAAAACGCAGAGGAUGCUGCACGGCAACUUGGUCUCGCCAUCGAGGAUGCCAUGUACAACCAUUUCUGUGGACGGACAGGCGAGCCUACCGAACCAUAUAAGUUGCAAUUACGAACGAUCCUGUUCAACAUAAAGAAGAAUCCUUCUCUACGGGACCGUUUGCUCGUAGGUAGCCUCUCACCCGACCAUCUUUCUAGGAUGAAGCCGGAGGAGAUGGCCAGUGAGGAGUUGCAGCAAAAGGACGCAGAGAUUAAACGGGAGUCUGAACGACAGCACAUCAUUAUCCAGGAACAGGGCCCCCGAAUCCGACGCACACAUAAAGGCGAGGAAUUGAUUGAAGAUGACGUCCAGAAUGCCGCCACAGAAUCUGUCUUCUCGACUGCGCCUCGCAGGAGCACUGCCGAGGGUGCUGAUGGCAGCCCUGCAAAUCAGAGUCCAACCACCCCGAAGUUGCAGCAACCUAAGGGCCGAGGAGGACGAGGCCGAGGCCACUCACCUACUGGUGAACACCAUGAUCACGUCUUCCCUGAAGUCGCCACCCACAUUCGCGAGCCUGUGCCUCAUGGCAAAAUUCAAGCAGAUGCCGAGAUCGACCAACUGCUGCGCGACGAUGAGCCUGAUUCGCCUCCAUACUCACCGAAAGAUUUCUCCGAUGACGGUGUCGUCUGGCGCGGUAAAGUCGCUAUGAUCCCCGUCUCUGAGUUCAUGUCCUCUGCCAAACAUGUCGGAGGUGCAGACCUCAGUGGCCGGAUUCCGUGGAGUCAACUUGCACCGUCCACAUUGCUGAUUGAUGGCCGAAUCGAUAUUCAGCUUGCGAGCAACUACCUUUGCGGCCUGCGCUUCAGUGCUUCCACCGAUGUGUCUGUGAUUGCCAUCAGCAGUCCCGACAAUCCUACCGAGCGUAUAGGCUUUGACAAGCUUUUCGAAUACUUCUCCGGCCGCAAGCGGUACGGUGUUAUUGGAAAACAUCCUUUGCCAGCCGUCAAGGACACCUACAUUGUCCCCAUCGAAGCCGGCACUACAAACAAGCCCGAGUUCAUUGAGCUUCUGGAAAACAACUCCCUCGAAGGCCCUAUCAACGAGCGCACUCUCCUCAUAGUUUUCGUCGUUAAGACCGGCGACUCGAAUCCUCCUUCCGUCCAACCGCCUUCUCACCAACCCAGCCUGGAACCGGCCGCUUCUGCCAGUCCUCUGACAGCCGUCGGAGCUACCCCUCAACCCCAUCAGUUCUCGACCGCCGGACAAGCACCGGCCGCCCAAGUUGCACCGACUCCUCCGUCCAACUUGAGCAAUCUCUCUACGUUUGGUCAGCAGCCAAGCCAAGUCGCAGGCUAUCAACAGCCCGCCGUGACCGGCAUGGCCGCCGCAGUGCAAGUGCUCGGUGAGCAGGUUAGCGCACCUGCCAUCCAACAACUUCUCAAGACCGCACCCAACGUGGACAUGACGCAGUUGAAUGUUGUCCGUGACAUCCUGACUCGCCAACCUGCCGCUGCAGGCAACUACGACACGCUCAUGCAGGCGCUCUUUGAGAUUCAGGCGAACGGCCAUGCUCCACAGCCGAACGUAUGA
Penicillium cinerascens is the source of this 2430-nucleotide messenger RNA. RefSeq lists its product as uncharacterized. Gene Ontology annotation, cellular component: nucleus. The transcript is spliced from 3 exons. NCBI's taxonomy places the organism in Eukaryota, Fungi, Ascomycota, Eurotiomycetes, Eurotiales, Aspergillaceae. The record is from RefSeq and is a predicted model, not a curated record. Gene Ontology annotation, molecular function: RNA polymerase II transcription regulatory region sequence-specific DNA binding. Gene Ontology annotation, biological process: regulation of mRNA 3'-end processing; DNA-templated transcription; transcription elongation by RNA polymerase I. Bases 1 to 2430 code for a protein of 809 amino acids.